This is a messenger RNA of Siniperca chuatsi (mandarin fish), 11681 nucleotides long. RefSeq names its product NHS-like 1a (gene nhsl1a). The record is from RefSeq and is a predicted model, not a curated record. Gene Ontology annotation, biological process: cell differentiation. Lineage: Eukaryota; Metazoa; Chordata; Actinopteri; Centrarchiformes; Sinipercidae.
ACACACACAAUAAGCAGUUUUAAGUAAUAAAUUCCUCCACGAUGGACACAACAGCUGCAGAAACACACAAACCGCGACUUUAAUAUCACAAUUAUUUGAAAUAUUUAAGAUUAAUUGUUUUCUUUUAUUUCUUUGGGUGUUUUUUUUUUUUAGCUUUCAUUCAUUGCAGCAGAAAGAAAAGUGCAAAAGCAAACGUCAAAUACACAUACGAACAUAAAUGCCCCUUUACACACCUGCACACAGGUGUCCAGAUGAACGACACACAGAGGGAAAUGUAUAAACGAAGGCAGAGAACACAGUGUGUCGAUAAUAACAUAUUAGCAGAAAUACUUCUUUAUUUCUUAAAGUUUGUAGUUCUUCUUUAAAUCAAUCGUCCGUCGGUGCUCAUCCUGUUACACACUAACGCCAGUUUUCUCCGUCUGUGUGUGUGUUUUUCUUUGACCAAUCAUUGACAAAGCUUCGCCCUCGGGAGACGCUCGCCGUCGAGUACACGAACUUCAACAACACAAAUAAAACUGUCAGAGCAGGAGAGAGUCGCUGGAGGUCAGGUGACUCUCUGCACACUAAACCAAUGAGCCGAUCAUUAGAUCAAUGCGACUGACAGGAAACUCGUCUUUCAGUCACAACAAUGUGACCGUUACUUUUGUGUGAAAUGCUGAUGGUUUUUAACCCUCCUGUAGAAGCCUAGAGAGGCCGGGUGUGCAGUUACUUCUUAUUUAGACGGAACAGGCUCGACUCUAGGGCGCACUUACUCGCUCGUUCUGGAGCUUUCACAUGGUCUUCAGCAGCAGAUGGAGUUUGCUCAGUAACCGUUAAUGUUCGCAAUUUUUGAUUUCUCUGAGCACUUCUCUGGUCAAGGUCCACUUACUAGCUUGUUCUGGAGCUUUCGGCUAUGUUACAAGCUUGUAUCGGCGGAUGGAAGAAGUAGAGUAGCAGCCAGGAUGCUAGUAAGUGGAUCUCGAGUUGAGAUAGUUACCUCUUGUUUUCUCAAAAUCCCAUAAAUGUCUGAAAUUUGUGAACCCUUGAUGAAAAACUGACUUUCUCUCGAUGCCCUCUUUGGCACAGAGGGGCACGAGGCAUCGGGCCGUGAUGAACACACAACAUAAGCAGAUACAGGAUCAAAAAAAGUGAAGAAACUCUUUGUUCAACAUCGACCUUCUGUUGUCUGAUUCUGUGAUCCAAAAAUACAUUUACCCAGUCUGACACAGUAAUACAGUAUCAAGCAGCAUGUGGUGUGUGGCGGUAAAUACCUGCCUCUCACCGGCCAUCUGCAGACCUGGAUAAUCCCCGUUAGAAGAUUAGAGGCGGAGACAGGAGAGGAAACACAGCAGCUCACUGUCGACACUUGUGAAGAAAUACCGACGUUUCCUGUCGACGUGCUUUCGGGCUGUAAUCGUUUUUCGGACUCGUGGAUUGCUGGGAGAGUUGUUUGCGUUUGGCGGUGACAAGUCUGAGAUUUUAAUUGUAAAGGAAUGAGGAGAAGAAGAAGUCACGUGGAGCUGCUAAAAGUUUAAUUGUGGCUGACUGAAAGACGUUUGGCGAUUUAGGAGUUUUGAAGCUAUUAUGUGGAUUUUGAAGACAAAUCUGAAGCCUCCUCUACUGUGAGAUAUUUUGAGGCUUUUAUUGUUAAAGGGGGGGGUUUUCUGUGUAAGUUUCUUUUGAACACUGUUCAUGCUUUUAUUGUGAAGGCUACAAAAACGUGGGUCUUUCGUUAUCUUUGUAAAUAAUUUGAGGCUUUUUGUGAAGGAUACAAGUUUGUGUUGUUACUCUGAAGGACGUUUGAGCAGAAGACUCUUAUUGUGAAUCGUGGUGGUUUUAUUGUGAAAAAUUACAUUUUGGGGAUUUAUUUUUAAGCUGUUUAUAUGUUUAUUCGAUAUUUAUUAUGUUGAGUUGAAAAACCGCAAAUUUUACUGUGAAGGAUAGAAACAUUAACGUUUUUUAAAGAACUGGGAAACUUUUCAAACAUUUAUUUUCAGGAACUCUGGGCUUUUACUGUGAAGGAUUUACCAAACAUUGGUCCUUUACAGUUAAGGAUUAAAAAUCUGAGUUUUUCUUUAAGGAAAGACCCUUUUUUGGAAGGACUGAAUGCUGUUUGAACAUUUAUUGUGAAGUUGAGCUGAACUUGGGGGGGAAAAAACAUACAAGGUGCUUUUAUGAUGAAGGGUUGGAAAUUUUCUAGGACUUUUAUUGUGAAAAGAUGGUUAGUGAGGGAAUAGUUUUCGUUGUGUUGAUCGUCUCAGAUCUGUCCUGAGACGGAGCCAGACAUCAAACAGCCAACUGGCCAUCAGGACAGGAUGAUUUCGUAUGUGGAGUGUCUGGGCGGUGAGGGGGCAGGUCUUGGCGGGGCGUCGCACUGCUGGAAUGGGGGUCCUGAUGAAGAGCGAGAUGAGCUUCUUCCACGCAAGAUGGCCGCCCUGCAGCCCAAGAUGGAGGGCAGCCUGCGCCGUCGCCUUCUCAGCGCCAAAAUCCACCAGCACCACAAUGCCAUUUUGGGACUGAACACAGGUGGUGCAGUCAGGACAGGGACGCCCUCAGGUGACAAAAAGCCCCUCCCGCCUCACCUUCAGUAUCCAGGCAACAGCCCCUGGUACCGCCGCCAGCACCUCCCACCACGACCCCACGUCCACCCUUCUCUUGCUCCGGAGGCUCACGGGAAACUUUUUCUCGCUCCAGAAGCUUAUGGGAAACCCAACUUGCAACCCCCGCCCGUUCAGCUGCCGCGGUCCGCCUGCCCUGUCCUCACCCAGCGGUGCAGAACCAGUUCAGGUCCCCCCACCCCGGAGCCCCGCCCCGGCUACACCCUGCCCGUCCCCUCUCCUCUCGGCUCCUCGCAUCCCCUCAGGGAGCCGGAGGUGCCGCCACAGUACUGCUACCGCCCCAGCAGGAGGCGCAAGACCAGCUUCUUCUGCUUCAGACCUCGCAGAGGGAGGAGCUCCGCACCGGAAGCCACACAAACCACGCCCCUUCUACAUAAAGGACGAGAGAGAGAGAGAGAGGUGGGAGGAGACGAGUGGAGCUGCAUUACUGCUGCUGCUCCGUCUGCUGCAGCCGAGCGAGCGAGCGAGCGAGCGAGCGUGUGUGUGUGUGGCGUCGUUAUGGUUCUGAUCGGAGCGGCGAUCAAAUCCGUCCUCAGAUAUCUCAACAAGACGAGAGCAGGGGACGGGGACAGUAAGUGGUCCGUUCACUACACUACCCAGAAGCCCCAGCAGGGUCUGCUCUUCGUCCCUGCGAAAAGACGAUCCGGCAGCGCUGAUGAUCUGCAAGGUCAGAGGUCAACAGAGAAAAGCGCGUGUAACGGGCUGACUCAGCAUGGCUACAGCCGACCCGGCAGCUCUCAGCCCCGCCCACCGACUCCGUCCUCUUCGGGGCUCGACCAAUCAGAGGGCAGAACUACACGCAGACGGUGGAAGGACAAAAGCAGGAAGAUGAGGUCCAGAUUCCUGGACUUUCUCUCUCAGUCUUGCUUUUCAGUUUGUUUCAAGUUUUCAGUUUUCAGGAGGAGAAAGUCCUCAGCUUUCUCAGAUGAGGACGAGAGGCUAAUCUUGAACAACACGCGACCUCUGACCCCACUGGUUCUCAACCCUGUCCACUGCACCUCCUGUUGGGAUGUCUUUGCCCCCGCCUACGAGCCAACAGUCGACGUGGAGAUGGAGCCGACCCCCCGGCUCCCAACACCGGAGGAGAGGAUGAGGCAGCAGGCUGAGGCAGUGGGGGCAGAUAUAGUCCCUAUCAAUAUAUCAGGAGAGAGUUUUGAUCGUCAGGCCAGUUUUCGAAGAGUGGUUUCCAACGCUGACUUGUUAUCCCGGCGCCCCUGUAUCCUGAGCCGCCGCAAGACCGUUACUGGGAUACCUGAUGAUGUCAGCCUGAAGCCUGACUCGCCUUUGGUCUCUUUGGUUCUUCCUGCUCAGUUCUCCACCGUGGGUCGACCUGCCUCCUGCACCUCUGCCCACCAACAGAAUAAUAUAAGGGAGAAGGUGGAAGAGAAGGAGAGGGGAGAAGUCAGAGAGGAGGGGCAGUCAUCAGCCAGGAGGAUCCGAGCCCCAAGGGGAGAGGGGAUUUCCAGCCUCAUGGCCUCCCUUACCUCCUCCCCAACUGUCAACUCCUGUCACGACCACUCCACUUCCUGCUGCUCAUCCUCCUCAGAGGUCCACACCGUCCCCCGUCUGGCAACCAACUCCUCUCUGAACUCCGAGGCCAGAUAUAACAGCGCCUCCUACAGGACACUCAGUGCCUCCUCAUCUUGCUGCCAGUCACAGGAUCGACAGGGUUUCCCCAGCGACCUCCAGCCCAUGCUGCCUUUUAACCCUACUGCUAGAGUUGUCCCCCAGUCUCCUUCCUCCUCAUCCUCUUCUUUUCCUUCCUCCCCGGUCACCUCCCCCCUCCCGGGCUCCCCCAGCCGUGCCCUGCAAUCAGAGUGGUCUUACCCCAGCGAUAAGUCCCUGAAUGAGGCUGCCCAAUAUCAUAGUUCCCCUUCCACCUCCCACUACCUCUCCUCUUCCUCCAUCACAGACUCAGAGUCUCAGUUUAGCUACCAGGCUCUGGGUGACCAGACCACCACCCAGCAGGACACCCAAUGCUCCUACGAUGGUGGCUCCUACAAUGGGGAGACGUGGAGAUACCAGACCCUCUCCCCCAGCUCCAGUGUCCACAGCGGCCAAACUGGUGGUGACUGGAAUGGAAUCACCCAGGAGAUGAGAUGUGUUUCUGGGGAAGGUUGGAGCUGUGAUCCCCUGCUCUCCUCUGGUCGCUCUUCACUUUCUCACACUGACUCUUUGUGUUCAGAGAAAAUGACCUCCUCUCCCUUGCUAAACCAGGAGAAAAGGAAGUACAGCACUUCCUCCUCCUACUCUUGCACUCGCAGCAUCUCCCUCCGCAAGUCCAAGCGUCCGCCUCCUCCACCAUUGCGCUCGGACUCUCUGAGGCGCCGUCCAGGUCGUAGCAAACCCUCCCGCUCCUCCUCCAGUCCCCGUCUGGAGCGGAGCCCCCGCCUGGAGCAUACCACCCAGCAGAAGCCCACCUCAUCUCUGCAGACCUUCGAUGACCCCUGGGUGCCCCGGAGCAACAUCAAAAGACGCCAGAGUGGGCUUAACUGUGGGUCAGUCACAACCUUUGAACCUUUAAGCCCAGACUGCCAGGCGGCAACCUCUGUUGACUAUCCUCCGUCAGAGCAUGUACUGCCAAGUCCCAGACACUCCGCAUGCCAACGUCUUCAUUCCUGGUUCUCCAGGCUCAGAGGAGGAGGGGCUGAGAUUUACUCUCAACCCCCAUCCAGCUGCCUCUUCCGUGGCUGGGCUGCAGCGAUCGCUUCGCCCUCUAGUGGCUACUCCAGCCAGUCUAACACCCCCACUCCUGGCACUCCCGUGUCUUCCCCCCUCACCCCCUCCUCCCCUCUCGCAGCAAGCCCCGGAGCCUUCGCCCUCCCCCCGACCUCCCCCUUCUCCUCUUUACGCUCGUCUUCUUUCCCUCUGUCCCCUGCUGUCUCCUGCCUGUCCAGGACGACGUCUCGGGGCGAAGGGAGGCCAAAGCCACCAGUGCCAGAGAGGAAGUCAUCACUCUUGUCCUCCCUCUCCUCCUCGUUUUCCUCCACCUCCUCCCUCUCCUCCUGCACCUCCUCAGACUCCUCUGCGAAGCAUCCUCUUCUCUGUGCUCCACCACCACCUCCUCCUUCCUCCUCCUCCACCAGAAUGUUCCUCUCCCCUGCCUCCUGUCUUCUACUCCCCAAUUCGCGAGUCUCCUCCUCCCGCUCCUCCCCUUCCUCAGCCCUGCCUGCCUGCUGCUCUUCCUCCUUCACCUUCACCUCUUCCUCCUCCCCUCUCCCACCUCCUCCUCCUCUCCCACCUUCAUCCCUCCCCACUCCUCCUCCUCUUCCUCCAUCCUGUCGGCCUCCUCCUCCCCCAUACUCCUAUGCCAUCAGGCAGACCUCCCAUCAUGCUCUGGUGUCCACCAUGACAUCAUCAACCAAUGUCCCUCCUACCCCAACUUCCCCACUUCCUCCAUCUUCUCCUCUUCCUCCCCCUUCAGAAUUCCCAGAAUUGCCAAUUUCUGACCUUCCUCCUCCACCACCACCACCACCUCCUCUGCCUACUCUCCCCAUAUCCCCUGCCACCCCCCUCCCCCCACCAGGCCUUGGCAUCUCUCAAAACCGCUAUGUUCAAAUGGCCACACCCCCCUGCCUCCUAGUCACUGCCCAAGCUUUGCAGGGCAUCAAGCUUCGCUCUGUUAAGAACCAGGAAGGCCAGCUCACUAGCAUCAUGCUAGCUAAUGCUGCAUCUGCUGAUCCUACACUCCAUAGCCAAACUGACACAUUGUCAGCUAAUGCUAACCAUGCUUAUACUAUCCCUGAUCUACCAAGCAAAGAAGCUCAUCUGUACAGUGCUGUGUUGGCUAAUGCUAAUCUUGAUGGCCAGGCCAACUCUGACGUUAAGCUAGUUGGAAAUGAAUCACAAAAUGCUGUCUAUGAUCUAGGUAGCAAUGAAGCUAACAUAACUAGUACUUUAAUGGGUAAUGCUGGCCUUCAUAGCCUGGCCACCGCUGAUGCAAAGCAACCUGGAUGCAAGUCAGAUCAUGAUUACUACAACCUAACAAAAAGUGAGGUGAGGACACUCAACGAUGAGUCACCUUAUACUAAUCUUCAGAGUUUACGAGGCAUUGUUGCUAGUCCAGCUAACCAGAGAAGCUCUGCGCCUAAGCUGAUCAAUGGCGAAACUCCUCAAGACAUCCAGUACAAUGAACUAGAGAAGGAAGAUACACACAUGUAUGCUACCCUGGCAAACAAUCAAGGCUCCAGUCCUGAUAGUCCCUGGGUCAAAAUGUCUUUUGAUACUGACAAAAACCAUGUCAACACAAUUAUCCAACAUCCUUUUUUGCAGGUCACAGAUCCAAUGUUAGCAGAUGCUAAGCUAACUGAGCCUGCAGAGAAACAGGGAAACACUGAGGAUGUUGGGCACACAGAUUCUUCAUACUGGACCCUCUCUGGAACAAAACAAGAGACUCACAGAGAAAGCAAAGAUGAAGUAGAGACAAAUGACAAGAAUCAUUCAGAAAUGUGGAAUCACAGUGCAGCUGAUGGACAUUCCACAGCAUAUAGUGAUUUAAAACAGAGUAAUAGCGUCUGUAAGCCAGGUAGCCCGAGGAAGCUGCGCUCCCCAGAGAAGCCAAUCCUGCCAAAGAAGCCAGAUCUUUGCAGUUUGGGUCUCAUGGCAUCCUCUGCGGCCAGACUAGGACCAGUUGGCUGGAAGAGCAGUGGACAAAUCACAGCGCCUUCCCCUGGGCUCAACAGCCAAUCACAGCUUCCCGCUAAUUCCUUCUGCACACCUUUGCAUGCACAUCUAACCCACAGUACCCCUUCACCAAAGCACUUGACGUGCACCACUGUUGACAAAACGACAAUUCCUGACAAGUCAGUGACACACACAACUUUACCGACACACUCAAUGAAUGCUGCUUCUUUGCCUGUAAACACAACACCUGCUGACAUCACCACACACUCACCUGCUAGCUCCCCUCAGAGGCAGAAGCCACCGAUUUUGCACAAGAAGCCAGAUGUCUCAUUGACCUCACCCAAAACAACCAAACCAUUCUUUGCAUCUAAAAAUACAGGAGAGGCAUCCAAAGGCACCACACGGACCAUGGGCACCUUAGGGACCAUGGGCACCUCUGGGAUCCUGGAUACCACAAGGGCUAAAAACACUUUAAUGGGGACCAUGGUUACCUUGGAGAACUCUGGUACCUCAGGAACUUGGAACACCAUGGAUACCAGUAACACCUUAGGGUCCAUGGGCAUCUAUGGGAACUGCCCCUCAGGAAUCAUGGGUAUCACAGAGACCCUGAGUAUCAAAGGGGCUCCUACUAUCGAUGGAACCAUGAGUACUUUGGAGAACUGCGGUACCUCAGGAACAUGGGGAACAGCGGAGGCCUAUAACACCUUAGGGAACUCAGGGGUCCAUGGAGCUACUUUCACUCAGACAGGGGGCACCCAAACUGGAGCAACAGACCCCUGUUGUGCUGGGAUCAUAAGGACAAGACUUCAUAAGGAUGAUGAGAAAAAAUUUCAUAAGAGGAUGAUGAGGUCAUCGCCGGCUGAAGACGAAGAGGAAGAUGAGAAAGAGAGGGUGAAAGAGAGAGGGAUGAAGACAACAACAAUGAUGAUGUCAUCCACCACAAGGAAAAAGGACAAAGCAAGGAAGAGGAGGAAGAGAAGGGCAGGUAGGCAACUGCAGAUUAUGUCAUCAACAAUGGAUCCCUCCCCCUCUUCGUCAUCAUCAUCUUCGUCAUCAUCUUCAUCCUCAUCUGGAGAUGAACGAGAUGUUGUGAAAGAGAGAACGAUGCAAACGAGUGAGAGGGUGAGGAUGACAAAAGUAUGUGAUCAAGACUCUAGUGACUCUGAAAGCUCCUGCACUCUGAUUGGUCAGAGCAAGUACUCCCUCAGUAGUGCGCUGUCCACUGAAAGCCUGCGGGGGGAGUUGUCGCUUCCAGACCUCCUGAUACAGGAACCAGAGGAAGAAGAAGAAGAGGACGAGAGGAGCAAUGAGGGUGCAGACAAGGGAAGGGAGGAGGUGAAGGAAGCCGGAGGACCUCCAGAUGCUGAUCUGUUCGUCAGUGUUUCGGCAGAUCAGAUGUUUGUCUCCGGUCGACCACGAACCACAGAGGAUCUAUUCGCUGUCAUCCACAGAUCAAAGAGGAAGAUGCUAGGAAGAAGGGACUCAGAAGAUGACAGACACCGUAUCUCGUCUUCGUCUUCCUCAUCCUCCCCUUCAGUCACCCCCACCGACCCCUCGCCCGGUCCGAUGCGACCUGGAGCCUUCAGAAGUCAAAGAUCCAUGAGAAGUGAAAGCUUUAAGGCUCUCUUGCUGAGGAAGGGUAGUCGGUCUGAUUCGUCUUCUCGAAUCUCGGCUGUCGAGCGGCUUCGCAUAGUUGCUUUUCCUACAACCACUACCGACCUCCAAAGUGUGCCAUCACUGCCACCGCCACCAGACCAACCCCAAGUCAAACCCACAAGUUUGUCCCAUACCUCGGAUACAUGUGAUAUUAAUGUCCACCUGACUCUGGACGUACCAGUGUCUCCCACAUCUCCCUGCAGUCAGAACUUCUCCAUGAUGUUCGGAUGGAGGCGAAAGGAUCUGAUGCCUAAUCACCCCCUCCUCACCUCCUCCUCCUCUCCCUUCUUCUUCCUCUCCUCCUCCACCAUGCGGCCUCGCUCCCUCACUCCUCCCUGCUCUUCCAGCCGACGCUUUGCCGCUCGCUGCCGCUUUUACGCCGCCCCCAUGACCGCCAUCUUUGAAGGAGAAAGUGAGGAGGAAGAAGAGGAAGACGACGAGGUUUUCAUUGAAUCUCCAGGAAUUGAAGGAGAAUCGAGUCAGAGAUUGGUCAAGAUUUCUUGAUGGACAGGCCAAUUUAUAGACGCAGCUGCAAUUUGGAUUCGGCAGGAAGUAGAUGGAAAGUAGCUCUGUGAUGCUUUGCCCCUUCCUCAAAUCCACUUUUUAGACAUCACAGAAAAUCUUACCUGAAUGUGACGAUGUCUGGGUCUUCUACAGAUCCUUAACAGGUUUAAAACUGUUCACGGACAUGUCGCUCUGCCUCAGCAAAGUAAACUAAGCUGAACUGGAUUGGACUGACUUGGUACGGGAAUGUACUGAAGCACACUUAGCUAACUCUCCGUUAAAGGACAUGUCUCUAGUAGCAACACUGAUUGCGUCAGAAGCCUGGAAACGACAUGAAUUAUUCCUCAUGUUUUUACUCACGAUUGCGGAAUCACAAUCUCAAGAAAACAAACUUGUUGUGAUGACACAAUCAUUUUUUUGUGCUCUGGAAAAGUUACCCCAACACCUCCAGUUAAUGUACUUACAUUUAAACUAUGUUAAUUAUGUUGUAUUUUUGUCUUUUGCUUGAUUUAGCUUUUUCUUUUUCUUUUUUACUACUUGCAAGGACACUGAACAUACAUUAAUACGAUUAUAUUUUGUUGUUGUUACACUGUCUCGCACUAGUAAGAGACCUCUAAAUUCACAAUCAUCUGUGUCCGUCUUCUCUCUGGCUUACUGUAGCGAACACAACUUCUGACCAAAGAGGACAUGGAAUUAUUUAAGUUUUGACAAGAAACUGAUUUGAAAUCUUUAGAUGAAAAGGUUGUUUUCUUGAGAUCAAAGAGUAAAUGUUAGAAUAAUUAUAAUAUAGUACGAUGAUAAUAAUAAUAAUGUUUAAGCAGUCAUAUUUUAAAGCUUUCCCCAAAGUUUUCCAUAACUUCAUACCACAUUGUAAUUACGAUUAUUAAAAGAAAAGAAAGAAAUCCAAACAAUUCUACUGAUAUCAAAUCGAUGAUCGGUAUUGAAUUGGCUGGUUCUCAUGAUAGACUGUCCAAAAAUGAUUUGGCUGGGGAGAGGGGCUGAACCCCACCGAUAUUUUAAAAUAAUAUAACAGUAUGAAGUUGGUAAAACUUAUUUAACAAUAAAUAACUAGAAGAGGAAAAGCACAAAUAAUGAAAGAGGGAUGUACCCUGAAUUAAACAUUUAAUAUUUGAACAUUUAAUGGGAAUGCCAUAUAAAUAAAAUAUUAUUAGAAUUUUCACAAUGUGUGCAGUACACACCACACACACACACUAGAAGUGAAAUUAGAAAUUGCCAAAUUUAUGGAAAAGAAAUGAUGCAUCACAAAUAUUCCAGCCACUCUUAGUUACUCUUGUUUUGCGCGGAAGGACUUUUGAUUUUUCUUGUAAAUAUAUAGACAAAGCUGUAAGUGUCUUAGUUGCAUUUGGUUAUCUGCGGGAGAACAGACAGUUAAAUUUGUUGAAAUCGCCAAAGGACUGAAAACGCACCUUGAACUGAUCAUUUUAGUAACUUUCUAAACAGCCACAUCAUGGCACAUAUGAAAACCAUCUUUUUGAUAUAACUAUUGUGAGGUGAUAUUGAAUUAAAUUAAGUCCCUUACCUUUAAUCAGUUACAGAUCACCUGACUCUGGCAUCAUAUUGUGAUUGAAACCUCCCCAGUUUCCAAAUGCCUCAACAAAGUGAAACUAACUUAAUGUAUUUUAUUAUUAUUAUUAUUAUUAUUAUUUCAAACAUGUUUUAAGUCAUGCUGAGCUGUUUGCUUCCUCUCCAGGGCAAGGUAGUACUGGAAAUAUUUUAACAGCAGCUCCUGUUAAAAUAAUUUUAAAGUCCCAUUUUGUCUGUUAUUACCACAUACACGGACUGACACUAUAAUAAUAAGGGAUGUAGUUUGUCUUAUACUGUAAAUAAUCCUGUUUCAUCUUUAUCUCUCAUCCUGUUAUCUUGUUUAUGUUGCUGCUGCUGGAUCUUCACUUCUUUUCUGUAGCCUCAGUUUCAAGCCUUUAUUUUUUAAACAAAGUAGCAGAUAGUAAGAGGACAUAGCAGUCAGAAAGAUGGAGACUUUGAAUUUAGGAACAUAAUUAUCUUUUCUGUGUGAAUGUAAGAGGUUCAGAUUUACUCUAUUAACCAUAAAAUUAAUACAAUUUAACUGGAAAACUGCAAAUAUGGAGAAAGAGCGAAAUAGGAGAAAACUGACUGAAGAGUUAUUUGUAUGUGUGGAGAAAAAUGAGGAAGAUGGAAGUCAAGAAGCAGGAAAAACUGGAAACAUUUAAAUGUAAAUAGAGGAAACUGUAUGCAUAUGAGCAGAUGGAAAAAUGGAAGCAAUAAAGGACAAACAAAAUUUCUGAAACUAUGAUAUAUUAA